Messenger RNA from Homalodisca vitripennis (glassy-winged sharpshooter), 938 nucleotides. RefSeq names its product dual specificity protein phosphatase 23-like. The transcript has 3 exons. Gene Ontology annotation, molecular function: protein tyrosine/serine/threonine phosphatase activity. Lineage: Eukaryota; Metazoa; Arthropoda; Insecta; Hemiptera; Cicadellidae. The record is from RefSeq and is a predicted model, not a curated record. Bases 255 to 722 code for a protein of 155 amino acids. Gene Ontology annotation, biological process: dephosphorylation; cilium assembly.
UAAAGGAUAGAUAUUCACAAUUCCAAUAAAGUAAACCUCUUAAGUGCUUAAAAUAUUUAUAUAUCAGAAUAUACAGUGAUUAAGUAGCUACAGCACAAUCAACUAAGCUUUGGAUGUGUCUGGCAGAUGUGCAAGUUAUUUUUGUCUAAUCAUUGGUCAGGUCUUGGCUGUAGCUAAAAGGAAGCUGGAGAAUCCACCAAUAUAGUUCAGUAUUGUUAUGGUUUGGGUAAAUAGACCAUACAUGGAUAUACUUGAUGACCGAGGCUGUCUUUCCUCCGUGGAAUUUCUCAUGGGUAGUGCCAGACAGGUUAGCGGCCAUGGCAUGGCCUCAGACAGUGGCAAGCCUGGACUACAUUAUCCAGCAGGGGGUAAGACACCUAGUCACCCUGUCUGCAGAGAAGUUACCACCAACACACGUGUUUCCACAGCUCCGCCACACUGUCAUCUCCGUCCUUGAGUUCGAGGCUCCCACCCUUGACCAAAUCAAGCAGUUCAUUGCCAUUUGUGAAGUAGAGGAUCAAAACAAUGAGGCGGUGGGAGUUCACUGCCGCAUGGGUCGUGGGAGGACUGGUGUGAUGGCAGCUUGUUACCUUGUACGCUUCGCUGCGCAGACUCCAGAGCGAGCCAUCACUAGCUUGAGGCUGACUAGACCCGGUUCUGUGGAGACUUAUGCUCAAGAAAGAGUUGUGCUUGCCUAUCAUGACUUUUUGCGAGCUUCUUAACUAUGAGAACCAUUCCAAGAUUGAGUUUAAAACUGUACUCCUUUUAUAAUGCAACUAUAACACUACAGAAUGAUGUAUGUGCAAUAAAUGUAGUUUAAUAAAAGUAUGCAAUAUAAAAAUGCAAAUCAGACAAUCCUUUAUUGCAUAGUAUAUUAUAUAAUUAAUACUGAAAGCAGCCUUUUCUGGAUGUAAUUUUUUAACUGAAAAUAAUUUGUG